AUAUCAUCGCAUUCAGUUCGUGCACAUUGGCCAAGGAUUUAACAUCGUUUACUUGCAAUAGCAUCAGAGUGUUAUCAUAGAAGAAGAAGUUUGAAAAGUGAAUUCGCGCCGGGAAACAAGAAUAUUUUCUAUUUUAAAACUUAUAUACAAAGUGUUGCAAAGUGAUUUAUUUUUCUUAAUAAAAGCAAACAAAUUGCAAAAGUUUUGUGACACAAGUGAUUUGAAGUGAAUUAAAAAGCAAGAAAAAAAAGUAAUAAUAGAAAAAAUAAGAAAAACACUUUGCAAGGAUUCUUCAAGGAUGCAGUACAACAGCUUUGGAUUGGUGUGCAAUAGGAGGACAUUACUCAAGUUAUGGGUCUUCCUUUGCAUGCUUUUCAGUGCAGUUCAACCACAGAAUACAGACGAUGGAACCAUAUCACCAUGCGAGUUGGAAUCCAUAAUCAAUCAGUUGACGAAUCCAAGUCCCGAGUAUCAAUUACACGUCUCCGCUUUACGCAAUCAAUUGAAGAACCUCAUUCGAAGCAGCCAAACCCCAACGACUAAUCAACUGAAUCUCGACGAUUAUGACUUUACAGAGGACGACAAACGUUCAAUUGCAUCUUUGGCCUCAAUUGGACAAGGCUACAUGAACAGACCCUACAUGCCGAAACGUAGUUUGGCAACCCUGGCCAAGAAUGGACAACUCCCUACCCCCGAACCCGAUGAAGCAGAUUUCCAAACCAAUCGAUGGCAGAACAAAAGGUACCUCGGAGCAUUGGCUCGGGGUGGUGGUGUUCGUUUCAAUGGCAAACGUAAUAUUGGUGCACUGGCUCGUGAUUAUCAGCUUCCAGGGAAUGGCAAACGAAAUUUAGCUACCAUGGCGCGAUUGGGAUUACUUUCACCCGGAAACAUGGCAUACAACCCAAAACGUAAUUUAGCUUCUAUAGCUAGGUAUAACUCUGGGUUCCGUGGUGCAGCGGAGAAGAGGAAUCUUGGAGCAUUAAAGGGAUCCCCAGUACAUGGCAACCAUCAGAAAAAGGACACUACUGAACAGGAAGCUUUGGCUGAUUUAAUUCAACGCGAUAUAAUGGACUAUGCUGAACAACCAAAUGAAUUGUAUCCUUCGUAUGACGAUUAUACAGAUAAUAUGGAGAAACGUUUUCUAGCGACAGGAUUCGGUCAGUUGGAAUCAAUUGACAAUAAUGAUGCAGCAGAAAUUGAUGAUUCUGCAUCCUCUGAGCAGUCUGCAUUAUCAUCAUCUUCAUCAUCAGCAUCAUCAUCACCAGCAGAAUCAUCCUCAUCUAGCACAAUGACAGCGCCAAUAUCAACAAGUAAAAGACACAUCGGAGCUUUAGCACGCUCAGGAUGGUUGCCAGCUGGAUUCCGUUCCGUUCGAAGCGGUCGUUUUAGUCGUUCCGGACGUGCCAGGCAAAUAGUCGAGUACUACCCCCAACCAGAGCUACUUCGACAACCAACCGCAGCCGUUUGUAGACGCUGUUACCUACCAUACAAGCCAAUUGUGAGUUGGGGUGGCCAUGGCUAUCAAACAACAACAUGGGGCACACCUCCAAGAGUAACUCAAUAUAGAAGAAGUUUUCGACAGCCGGCAACAUACAGAUUUUAAAAUCAUAUUUAAACUCAAAAUAUCAAACAAAAAAUUAAAAAAAAAAAAAAAAUAUCUUAAAACUUAUA
Molecule: messenger RNA, 1671 nt
Organism: Episyrphus balteatus (marmalade hoverfly)
Lineage: Eukaryota; Metazoa; Arthropoda; Insecta; Diptera; Syrphidae
Gene: Nplp1
Product: neuropeptide-like 1
Exons: 5
Coding region: 299-1603 (434 amino acids)
Source: RefSeq, a predicted model, not a curated record